Messenger RNA from Penicillium manginii, 834 nucleotides. RefSeq lists its product as uncharacterized. The transcript is spliced from 3 exons. Bases 1 to 834 code for a protein of 277 amino acids. NCBI's taxonomy places the organism in Eukaryota, Fungi, Ascomycota, Eurotiomycetes, Eurotiales, Aspergillaceae. The record is from RefSeq and is a predicted model, not a curated record.
AUGCACCAACUGGCAGUACUCUUGGCCCUCGCCAGCCUUUUUCUCUUCUUCGCGCACGCCGCUGAGACACCCAUGGCCGCAGACAUGGGACCUGCCGCCUUCCUCUGGCCUCCAGAUCGCACCUGGGGAGCCGAACAAGACAACACUCCUCCCUGCGGCUCUUCCGCCGGCGUGACCAACCGAACCGAAUUACCUCUAACCAACGGCAAAGCAUCCCUAGUCCUACAAGACGAAUCCUACAACGUAAACCUGGCAAUUUCCUACGAAAACAACCCAACCUCAAACAAAGACUUUACAGCCCUGGAAGACUUCCCCGAUCUCGUCCCAGGACACGAAUGCUACGACAUCCCCAACCCCCCGAAAAACACUCUCCCAGGAGCAAAUGCCACUCUCCAGAUAUCAUACGUCUCCGCCUUCGACACGGAUAAGAACGAGACCUUCUACGCUUGCGCGGACAUAACAUACGUCGAAUUGAGCGCGUUUAAGGUUGUACCUUUCUGCCGCAAUAUCACGGCUCCUGAGACGACGAGUGGGAGCACUAGUACCAGUACCGCUUCACCAACUGCGAUGAGCCUUUCUUCCUCCUCCUCCUCCUCCUCCUCCUCCUCGAAGGGCUCGGGUCUUUCGGGUGGCCAGAUCGCUGGGAUUGUGAUUGGGUCUUUGGCGGGAAUUGCGCUUGUGGCGGCUGGGGCUUUUCUGUUGUGGAGUAGACAUCAGCGAUCGGUUCAGAGAGAUAAGGUUGUUGCUGUGAGGAUGGGCGAUUGGGGGGGGUCUGCCUGGGAAUCCGGCUUCGCGAUAGUCGCGAGCUGCAUGGCUCGAUGUGAUGUUAUGUGA